AUGAUUAAAGUUUUUGAACGUAUAUCCAGUGUCUUUGCAAUUACAACAACUCAUGAUGAACAUCUCAAGGAAAUAAAAAUAAAAAUAGGAAGCUUAUUUGAAAAGGCAGAGAACGAUAUGUACAAUCAAACAGAAGCUAACAUAACCAACAAUGUUCUUAAUAAAUAUUUAAAGCAAGAACUCACAAAAUGGGGAUGUCUUAUCAAUAAUCCCUUGUGUAUGCAGAUGGCCAAAGAACAAUUUGAAUGGCAUCUAUCAGAUCCUGAAACUAGGAAACUUUUGCCUGGGUGGAAAAAAUUGAUAUCUUGUAAUGGUUUAAAGACUGCUGCUAAUUAUGUAUGGUUCAGUGCAUGGACCAACGCGUUGAAUGUAUACAAAGAGAAAUCUGAUUAUGAAAUGUUGAAAUUUAGCAGUUUUUGUUCUGAUCAUCCGCGAAUUAUAUAUCCUCAUCUAUUGUUUAUUCUAACGUCAUUUCAAACGAUGAUCAUGAAAUAUGAUAAAAAUAUCGAUUUUGGAACACUAACACAGGAAAAGCAUGUUUAUGCUUUAACUGCUGAUAUUUAUCUUCCUAUUUUUGCCAUGCAUGCUAAGAAUCCUAUAUUGCUUAAAAAUAUAUUGAACUUACAUAACUUUGAAAGUAUGAAAAACAGCCGAAUCAAUACGAUUGCAACAUUAAUUGUCAUUAUUAAUAAUGUGUAUUCUAAGAAUGAACUGGACAUGAUAACAGAAUUUGCUAAGGAUAUGCCACAAUUAGUUUCGGAACGUAUUGAACGCAAGAUAAAAUCGCGUUUGCUUGAGAUCCAGAGUCAAAUGAAAUUUUAUCAAUCUAUGAUAAAACUCCCCCCAUCGCGCUUAAUUACGUCAACUACAACACCGUCAACUACAACAUCGUCAACUACAGCAUAUCAAUCUACAAGACGUCGAACUAGAAUACGUCUAACUGAUAUUUUAAAGCGCAAAUCAUUUACAUAUCCUAAAUUAUCAGGGCCUUGGAGUCCUCCUUAUCUGUGAAUGUUAAUAAUGCAUAUUCUUAGAAGACCAACUUAUUAAG
Molecule: messenger RNA, 1051 nt
Organism: Formica exsecta
Lineage: Eukaryota; Metazoa; Arthropoda; Insecta; Hymenoptera; Formicidae
Exons: 5
Coding region: 1-1011 (336 amino acids)
Source: RefSeq, a predicted model, not a curated record